AUGGCGCCAGUCCAUACAUUGAAGUCGGAGAGCGUUGCGGCUAUCAAGAAAACCAUUGAUGCCGCGACCGCCGACACCAAAUCACAAAUCCCAGGCGCAGUUUUUGUAGCGGUCAAUGCCCGUGGCGAAGAGCUCGUAUCCCAUGCCUCUGGGUUUAGAGGAGUUGAUUCGCCUCAGAAGGUGGAUUUGGACAGCGUAUUUUGGAUUGCGAGUUGUACUAAGAUGAUUGUUGGAAUUGCUGCUAUGCAACUCAUUGAGCAGGGAAAAUUCUCCUUGGAUGAUGCGGACGUGGUUGAGAAGCUCGCCCCAGAGCUGAAGGACAUCAAAAUUCUCAAGGGAUUCGAGGAGAAGACCGGAGAACCAAUCCUCGUGGAAAAGAAGAAUAGGAUCACUCUGCGGAAACUACUUACUCACACUGCUGGCUUUGGCUAUACCUUCUUCAACAAGGAGAUCAGGCGAUACGGUUUCCCAGCCGGAAUUGACGAGUUUUCCGGAAAGCCCGAGGAUAUGACAGCACCACUUCUGUUCGAGCCUGGAGAGAAGUUCAACUACGGCACCAACAUUGACUGGGUCGGCCUCCUCAUCGAGCGUGCCACAGGCGUAUCUUUGAGCAACUAUUGCCAAAAGAACAUUUUCGCUCCCCUCGGCUUACAAAAUACCUCUUUCUUCCCAUCAAAGUACAUGAAAUCCAAGCUUGUCCACAUGAGCCAGCGCUAUCCAGACGGCCAUCUUGCAGGCCGGGAGCAUCCCCAACGAGCGCCGCUCUCGCCAUCAGCUGAAGACCCAGAAGGUCAAAAGCACAUCUUCAACUCCGGCGGCGCAGGCUGCUUCGCCCAGCCACGUGAAUAUGCCCAAAUUAUCGCCACCCUAUUAAAUAACGGAACUUCUCCACGUACGAAUCAGCAGAUCCUCAAGCCUGAGACGGUUGAUGAGAUGUUCAGCAAUUCGAUCCCUGAGCUGCCAAAUUUUGGUCGAGAGACGAUUCAUGCUGCGAACCCAGAACUGACCAACGAGCUCCCCCAACUGUAUCCCCAGCCACCGGAGCAAGAGCAGGGUUGGGGCCUUACUUUCAUGUUGACCAUCCAUGAGGGAGCCACCGGAAGAGGAAGAAACACUGGAUGGUGGGCUGGUUUGCCUAACCUCUUUUGGUGGUGCGAUCGCGAGAGGGGUGUUGGCGGCAUUAUUGCUAGUCAGAUUCUGCCUUUUGGCGAUCCUCAGGUCCUCGGUCUUUGGGGGCAACUUGAGGCGGCUGUCUACCAGGGCUAA
This is a messenger RNA of Venustampulla echinocandica, 1266 nucleotides long. RefSeq names its product Beta-lactamase protein. The transcript is spliced from 6 exons. NCBI's taxonomy places the organism in Eukaryota, Fungi, Ascomycota, Leotiomycetes, Helotiales, Pleuroascaceae. The record is from RefSeq and is a predicted model, not a curated record. Bases 1 to 1266 code for a protein of 421 amino acids.